Molecule: messenger RNA, 2717 nt
Organism: Scophthalmus maximus (turbot)
Lineage: Eukaryota; Metazoa; Chordata; Actinopteri; Pleuronectiformes; Scophthalmidae
Exons: 1
Coding region: 323-955 (210 amino acids)
Source: RefSeq, a predicted model, not a curated record
AGCCUGUUGCAGGGUGCAACUUCUGAACCCAAAUCUGUGUCUGAGGACAAACCCUCCUCACGCAAUGAUGAUGCGAGACUACUCAUGCCUCUCAUCCCUCUCAUCCCUCCACACUGAUGAUGCUCCCAUCCGACAGGUCGUCCUCACCGGGGGGGGCUGCUGUCCCGGCUCCAGGCUGCAGUGGCCAUGAGGCACAUGACGAGAGCACAGCUGGACAGAAAGGCAGGCGAACUGUAACACACCUCAUCGGGCGUUUUUUUUCCUGCACGUCACAGCACAAGACGCGCGGGAGACGCGCCCACGCGUCCCGGGCGGUCCGGACAUGAUGCCCCGUCUGCCGGCCGGCGGCAGGACGGCGUGCGCGACCACCGGCACCCUUCUGUCGGCGUGUCUGGUGUCCGCCUGCCAGGCGCUGCGGAGCUGCGGGGAGGUCCAGUGCGCCGACGGCCAGCAGUGCUGUCCGCCGCUGGUCGCCGGCAACGGCAGCGCCGGCUCCGCGGUGCGCUGCUGCAAGCUCCCCAUCCACGUCUUCUUCGACAACGUGGGCUGGUUCACGCGGAAGCUGUCGGGCAUCCUGAUCCUGUUGCUGCUCUUCGCCAUGGGCUACUUCAUCCAGCGGAUCAUCUGCCCGCGGCCGCGCCGGCACCCGCACCACGAGCGCAGCGAGGAGCCCUCCCUCUUCCACGGGCGCGCGUCGGCGUCGGCGUCGCAGGACUCGCUGCUGGACCGGUACCCCGCGUACAGCCUGGAGGACGUCGCCUCCCCGAGCCUGCCCGCCUACGACGAGGUCAAAUACCUGCCCACGUACGAGGAGAGCAUGCAGGAGCUGCACCGGGGCCGAUCCGACGACCACCUGCUGUCGGAGCACGGGCCGAGGGCCGGAGACCCGAGGCGGGACGUCCCGGACGUGCCGGGAGCGCAGCGCAGCCCCAGGACAUCUCGAAACUCCGUGUGACGGGGACGCAGAGACAAUAAUGCUAUUCUCAUUUUUAAUAUCAUCAGGGUGAUCGUCCUGCAGGGACGGCUUACAAACUCAAGUGCAAUUAUAAGCCUGAAUGUUAAGCAUAAAGGAGGGGGCUGAGAAUGUGUACGUGUUUCGUCCCAUUAUAGGGGAUUGCUCGCCUUUUGUAUGCAAAUGACCGCUUGGGUUGAAGGCACGGGGAUUAUAAAGUGAGCGAAGGCGCCUGAAAGUGACGCGCUUUGUGUCGGGGAAGGCUAAUUUGGCUCCGGCACAAUCGCAUUAAGUUUUACCUCAGCACCUCCAUUUUUAAGUGGCACCGUGAAACGGUUUUUCUUCUGUCCAAUUCUCGCCCUUUCUUACUCCUAAUGGUAAAUAUUCUGCUGAACCAAAAAGAGCUCCCACUCUUUACGUAUCCUUCAUUGAAUUUGCAUCCAAAAGGAAGAAUAUAUAGACCCCCCCAGUAACCUCAGUAACCCCUGAUGUGAGUGGACAGGAGGGGGUAAAGGAAUGAAUAUCAAUUGAAUACCCUAAAUCAGUCAAAUGUAAUGCCUGUUAAUGUAUACAUUAUUAGCGUUGAAGCAAUAUUCUGUGGAGAUGACAGACACAUGCCGGUGUAAGAUGCACCACUGACAAUCCACUGAUGUAGGCUCAGAAAACAUGCAAAUAUUUUAUAUUUGAGAGGCCGGACCAAGUGGGUUUUGGUCAAUUUCGCUUUUAUAGGUUCCUUAAAUGAUAAAUCGAUUGAAAAAAUUGUUGCCAGUUAAUUUUCUGUGAAUUCCUUUGCCUGCCCUUAAUGGGAAAUGUAUAAACUGUGUGACUAUAUUUGACCUUUUUACUGGUGCAUAAGCAGGUGGAAUAAGUGACCCUCACCGAACCGAAGCUCCUGGGUGGUUAUCUAUCAACAGAAAGACCAAAGCAUAAUCGCUGUGACAAUAUAAUACCAGACACAGCUUAUGAAGAAAUUCGUAUUCACCACAAUAAGUAAAAUGUCCUUUUCUGUGAAAUGUUUUUCCAUAAAAAAAAUAUAUGGAAGAAGUUGUUUUCCAAAGCAUCUGUAUCCACAAAACUAGACCUAUUUUUUAGAGACGCCGAGCUUCUCUAAUGCUUCUGACCCUAAAAGUCUGAAUGUGAUUGUGGUGGUGGGUGUAAUCCAAUACUGCCAGAACAUGAUGGCAGAGCCAACGGUCAACGCUGAUGGCUUUCCUUUCCACAGGGACAUUUGUGGGUGGGUGGAGUUUGCACUUAAAAGCAUUAAAUCCAUGCUUAAAACCCGCUGAUGGGUGAAUGAGGUGGUAUGUGACCCCACGAUGCACGAAGCCAUGUAUGGGACCUACUCAAACCGUUCGAGGUGUGAACGUCACGUUUCACUCUCUCCUUCACAAUCACUGCAGUUCAGUUUACACUUAGUCUGCAGUUCAGUCUACACUUAACGGAAUUUCAGUUUAACCCCAUUUGGCGAGGGAGAGGACACUAGUAAGAGUGUUUUUCUUUUCCACAUACUACAAAUUCUAACACAUACUGUCUGUGCACAAACAUUCAGUCUACAGACAGACAGGAAAAACACAGCCACGCACAAGGAUAAACACAGGAACAAAUACAGUACACACACACACACACACACUCACUCACUCACACAAAAUGGAUUUGGUGUAAGCAACAUCAGAAUCUGCAUCAAUUCUCCAGUUAUCAUUGCACACGUCCAAAGAACAGAUCAACUAUAAAAGGUCAAAUCGAUGAACAUUAUCCUCCUCAUAAA